This is a messenger RNA of Micropterus salmoides (largemouth bass), 1372 nucleotides long. RefSeq names its product uncoupling protein 1 (gene ucp1). Gene Ontology annotation, cellular component: mitochondrial membrane. Gene Ontology annotation, biological process: response to cold; adaptive thermogenesis; mitochondrial transport. Lineage: Eukaryota; Metazoa; Chordata; Actinopteri; Centrarchiformes; Centrarchidae. The record is from RefSeq and is a predicted model, not a curated record. Gene Ontology annotation, molecular function: oxidative phosphorylation uncoupler activity.
GAAACAUGGUGGGACUGAAACCCUCAGAUGUUCCCCCUCCUCUGGGGGUGAAGAUGGCGAGUGCCGGGGCAGCAGCCUGCAUAGCUGAUAUUGUCACAUUUCCUCUGGACACAGCCAAAGUCAGACUACAGAUUCAAGGAGAGAAGAAGGCAGUGGAAGGAAUCCGCUACAAAGGGGUGUUUGGGACAAUCAGCACCAUGAUCCGGACAGAGGGGCCCAAGUCUCUGUACAACGGGCUGGUAGCUGGGCUGCAGAGACAAGUGUGCUUUGCCUCUGUCAGAAUUGGCCUCUACGACAACGUCAAAGAUUUCUACACUGGUGGCAAAGACAACCCUGGUGUAGUGGUACGUAUCCUUGCUGGCUGCACUACAGGCGCCAUGGCAGUGUCCUUUGCACAACCCACUGAUGUGGUCAAGGUUCGAUUCCAAGCCCAGAUGAACCUCAAUGGUGUGGCCCGUCGCUACAGUGGCACGAUGCAGGCCUAUAAACACAUAUUUCAGAAUGAGGGCCUUCGUGGACUCUGGAAAGGCACACUGCCCAACAUCACAAGAAACGCGCUUGUCAACUGUACAGAGCUGGUUACAUACGACUUGAUCAAGGAGGCAAUCCUUAGACACAAACUGAUGUCAGACAAUUUGCCUUGCCACUUUGUCUCUGCGUUUGGGGCCGGUUUUGUUACUACAGUGAUUGCUUCCCCAGUAGAUGUGGUGAAAACCAGAUACAUGAACUCACCACCAGGCCAGUACAAGAGCGCUAUCAACUGCUCGUGGACCAUGUUGACUAAAGAGGGGCCUACGGCUUUCUACAAAGGAUUCGUGCCCUCGUUUCUGAGGUUGGGAUCGUGGAAUGUUGUGAUGUUUGUCUCAUUCGAACAAAUCAAGAGAGCCAUGAUGGUCACAAAGAAGAGGAUUGAGGACAGAAAUUGAGAUUCCUGUUUCCAGGUUUGACUGGAAAAACCUGAAGCACCGCUGGGUUGGCGCAUCGCAGAAGAAACCUAAUGAAUAUCAAUUCACAUUUUAGUUUUAUUCUUUUUGUCUUGUGUUGACAAAGAAGAAAAUCCUUUGUUGAAAAAGGAUUAUUGGACAAUCUACCUUGAAUUUUGACUUGAUGUUGAACAGAUGUGUGAAAGCAAUGCAGCUGUAUCUUUAUAUUUAUAAUUUUGAACCCAUUCAAAUUUUUAUGGGAGUGAAUGGUGCGAACACUAGGCAGUGAAAACCGCCGUUGGGAGGGUUCAGACCAGUAAAUCGAAAUCUGCCAAUUAUACAUUUCAGGCAGCUUAAACCAGUACACGUUUUAUGAGAAAUAACACUGAUACCCAUAAUCAUAUGUCAAACAUGUUUAUGUAAACUAAAUAUAUUUGACUUGUUUUACA